CGUAUCAUUAUGACACCAAGAUUGUCACCGAUUAAUAAGAAAAAAAAAAGAAAAAAAACCUAUCAGUUCGUUUUCGUUACACGUAGGCACCCGACCCUGCUACCUUCCACCGACUUCAUCAUCUCAACUUCCCAAUCCCACCCGUCCCCCCUAGCCCCCCGCCACCGCCAUCUCCUCGCCGGCGAUGGACCCGCUGCCCCCUUCGCCGGUGAACUGGGACUCGCUCGACGCUCUCGUGCUCGACUUCGUCAGAUCCGAUCGCCUCAUCGCCCCUCCCGCCUCCCCAUCGCCGCCCUCAUCCCCAUCCUCCUCCACCACCACCGCCACCUCCUCAUCCCCAUCCACCUCGACCUCCUCGUCGUACUGCUCGCGCAUCCUCAUCCGCCGGGCCCGUCGCGCGCUCGAGGCUGGCGACGUCGACGCCGCCCUCGCGCUCCUCCGAGCUCACGCCCCUGCCGCGUUACUCGACCACCGCCUUCUCUUUCAUCUACACAAGCAGAGAUUCGUGGAGCUGGUGAGGCGGGGUACGGAGGCAGACAGGGAGGCGGCGCUCGACUGUCUCCGCACAGCUCUCGCACCCUGUGCUCUCGACGCUUACCCUCUUACGAGGAAUUCAAACAUAUACUGCUGGUUUUAAUAUAUGACCAAGAUGAUCAAUCUUCCCCAGUCGUCAAUGAGUGGUCUAUAAAGAGGAGAUUUGAACUUGCUGGGUUGCUAUCAUCCAUAUUAAGAGCUCAUUUACAAGCUUAUGAUCCUAUUCUCUCAAUGUCCUUAAGAUACUUAAUAAGCAUUCACAAAGUAUUCUGCUCGCGCCAAGGAGUUUCAUCACCUAUAUCUGAUCUAACUGAGCGGCUACUCUUCGAGGACCGUGAUCCGCCUGCAGUUACCCAGGAAUGUUCAGUAGAAGCACCACCAUUUGACGAGGUUGAUGUUCAAGCCCUAGCACAUGCGGUUGAGUUGACAAGACAAGGCGCUAUCGACAGCUUGAAGUUUGCAAAAGGAGAUUUGUAUCAAGCAUUUCAGAACGAACUGUGCCGAAUGAAGAUGGACCUGUCACUUCUGGAUAAACUUGUACAUGAGUACUGUAUAUACAGGGGAAUUGUUCAAGGCUGUUCUCAUGCCCUUCCUGGAACUGCUGACAUGCAAUGCAGUCAAAACAUUGAUGUUAGUUUCAUAAAUAAUCAAGGAGCCAACAAUGAAGCACAGCUUGAUUGUGAAUCGGCUGGCAAGCAGGAUGGCGGUUGUUGCACCAGUGAUAUUACCCAUCAUGAUUCCUGGUCGAAGAGAUUACGAAGGGUUAGAAGCAGUACAUCAGGGCAGGGAAGGCGAAAGAGAUGGAGAGGUCGAGCAGAUGAUCUUAAUUAUGCUUUUGAGACUCCAGUUGAUGCAAAUCGUGAUACCUUGUCUCCUGCCUUUGACAUGGACGAAGAUGUUGUAAUAGGAGAACAUGACUCUGUGUUAGAUACUGGUUUGUCUGAUACUAGGAAUAUGCAAGAUCAGAAGUAUGAGGUUAUUUUAGAGAUGAGGGACCUCACACGCAAAGGAAUGGCUUCCAAAGUUGUGGAUGAAAUAAACAGCAUAGAUCCUGAUUUCUUUUCGCAAAACCCUAUUCUUCUGUUUCAGCUAAAACAGGUUGAAUUUCUUAAGCUAGUAGCUGGCGGUGAUCAUGUAGCUGCUCUCAAGGUUGCAUCUGCGCACCUGGGACCUCUUGCUGCCAGUAACCAAGCUUUACUGAAGCCUUUGAAGGAAACUUUGGUAACACUGAUUCAACUCAAUGAGGAUGUACUCACAAAAGCAGUAUCGUUGCCUGUUCUUGCAAGUUCUCUGCAGCUUGCGAUAAGCAGGAGGCUUGGUAUUGAAGAACCUCAACUGAUGAAGAUAGUCAGGACAACACUUCACACACACACCGAAUGGUUUAAGCUUCAGAUGUGCAAGGACCGUUUUGAUCAUUUUUUGAAGAUUGAUUCUCUAAAAGAGAUUGAUCCACCUGUGAGUCGCACUAUGUCCAAGGUUCUUACAGAUGAAUGUGGAAAUGGAUCUUCUCAGAUCACAACAUGCUCAAGUGGCAAGGUGCUGGAUGAAGGUAGUAGCCCUCAGGAGUCAUCGGAAGUUGUCUGCGAUGAAAGCGCUAUACUCAAAGUUAUGGAAUUCCUUGCUUUGCCAAGGGCCGACGCCAUCCAACUACUCAUCCAGUAUAGCGGAAAUGCAGAGACAGUGAUCCAACAAAUCUUUUCAUAGUGCCUUGUGUAAAAUACCACACAUUUUAUUUUAUUUUAGAAAGCAAACUGUUUCUUCAUACUUUUCCUUCUUUAGCUGUAUUUGGACUAGGCGCCCAUUUCAACCUUGUGUGAUUCUCUUUUUGCUCAUGUAACACUGAAACUUAGGGGCAAAAAAGUCAGCAAGGACCAAAGAAUAAUGGAGAAGUAGGAAGUGAUUGAAACCGUGGCGGUUGUGGAUUUGUGAUGCGUUUGCCAGUGGUUUAAUCUUUGUUUGGCCUUUUGGUGUAUUCUGUGAUUAUGGAAACAAAUGAUCAUAAAAAACUGACAUGGAUAUA
Molecule: messenger RNA, 2554 nt
Organism: Triticum urartu
Lineage: Eukaryota; Viridiplantae; Streptophyta; Magnoliopsida; Poales; Poaceae
Source: RefSeq, a predicted model, not a curated record